CGAGAUUCCCCACAGUGUGCCUGAUCUUUUUAAGAACAUUGUUGAAAGAAAGAGUUGAGGUCCGCAAAGACAAAUGAAGUGUUUUCUCCAGUAGUUUCUGCCUGUGUGAGAUGGUGCAGCAGCGGCAGUCAAGUUGGAACAGGAGCUUGUUUGUUCGCAGUCAGUGUUAUCAUUUUUAGAAACCUUGCCAGGACAGACGAUGAAGGGGGGGGUUUGCCCUGACCCAGAAUCCUUGAGGCAGCCUGAGUCUCUCCUACCUUUCCCUUCUACUUACAGCAAUUACAGGCCUCCACCCGCAACUAUAAUAACGGUAUAAUGGGAUGGCAGCAGAGCAGCAAUAAAAGCCACCCCUGACAGAUUAACAGUCCUCUCCAAGUUCUGAACUGUAAUUAACAAUGAGACCGAAGAGGAACAGAGAGGAAAGAAAGGAGCUGGAUUGAAAGCUUGAAAAGAUAAAGAUAUAAAGGGAUGGGCUCUCUGUGGAGUGAUUUUAAUAAAAUCAGGAUAAGCCUUUAACUGUCAGCAUGAGUGAGUCGAAGCUGGAAAUCCCAGAGAGAUCCUGACUAAAGCUGCGUUUGGAAAUCGCUGGAAUGGACUAAUAAUUUUAUCUUAACAUUUUGAUGCUUAAAGAUUUUAGUUUGAUAUUUUGGGAAAUGUGUUUCUUGGCUUUCUGGCAAAGAUCGAAACCCACGGUCGUCUUCGCAUAAGUAUGAAGCUAUAACUGGCGUCAUGUGGAGUGUUUGGUAGACAUGGGAAAGAUUCUCGUGUUAACGACUUGUGAUCGUUCACGUCACCCAACAACUCGACCCUUUGUUGCGAUCACAGAGGCCGUUGUGUGAGGGUUGUGGGUCGACAACAUAAUGCUUCAUUCACACAAUGCUAACCUUGUAGUAACCAGUUUCUUACCAAGUGAAACCACAUGAAAUUCUAUUGCUCUUUCAAAAAAGAGCUGAAUUCACUGUAAUAGUGUUAAUAUUUAAUUUAUUUGAAUGAGUUUUGAUGAAACUUGUAUAUACUUUUUGGUCAUUCAUAUUUGUUUUGUUUUCAGGCACUUCUGUGUUAGUAAACAUAUUGGAGCUUUCAGAAAAAUCAGUUUUCCAGUGUCGGCUACAACUUGGAAGUUGGUGGGAACACUGAAUCAUAAGUGCGAUAACUCCUACUUGUCAUGAACGCAGCAUGUUGCUUGGAUGUUUAUAGGAGUGGUUUUUGCUAUGAACACUGAUCAGUCUUUAAAAUUGGUCAAACAAAAACCACGUACCUGACAAUAUUUAGAUGCGGCAUAUUUAGUUUCACUUUCUGAUAACCCAAACUGUGACCGUCAUUCUGCUGCACUUCUUUCUCUUGACCUGUAUCUGGAAAUUUAAAAAAGAAAUGCUGCAAUUAUCAAUCCAGUAAUCAUCAAGAACUUGGCAUUUCUCUCACCUUCGUUAAAGACUGAAUAACACCGAAAAUAUCAAUCACUGUUGAACAGAAGCCCAGCAGAGUGAAGCUCACAGCUCCUGACAGUCCUGGAGGGGUGUGAACCCACUGGACCCGGAUGUGCAACAAAAACACGCAGCAUAUAAAUAUUCUCAGGAACUUUGGGCUUUAAAACCCAAAUGAUUAAAUUGCAUGUUUCUUUCUGCCAUAGCAAAAAUCACAUGUUCUGUGAUCAGACGCCAAAAGGGAGAAAUGUAUAUAAUAUUUGGUAUCAUGAUGACGCCCAGUAGUUUUACAUUAAUUUGAUGGAAAUACUGUUCUGGUUCAUGUAGACAGAGAUGGCUAAAUGCAUAGUUCCCAAAAUGCAGAAUUAGUCCUUUAAGCCUGGUUUUCUGUCAGGAGAUGUUUACCUGCGGACAGAGGGUGGUGCAGGCAUUUUUGUGGGGAAAAGAAAUUGCAUGCAAGUGUGCUUGUGCGCGCGUGCGUCCUCUAUGUGAGAGGAAGAUGGCUCUUGCCUACAUAAUCACACACUCCCUUCACUUUGGUGGCCACCCGCCCCCACCUCCACCACCACCUCUCUCCAUAUCCAGUCCCUCCCUCCCUCCCAGACUCCCUCUGUCUGAGGCUCUGUGCAUUUCUCACAGAGGAUCUGCAGAAUAAUGGACUCACAUCAUGCAGCAGGUCUCAGUGUUUUCAAAAGCGCUUUCAGCCCAGCAGACAUCAGGCUGGAGCUCAUUUAAACCGGGAAUCUGUAAUUUACUGUAAAGUUCUUUUUUUUUUUUUUUUAUUCACAGCACAAGGACUUCUUUCAUAUAUUUUUCUGCGUCAUGUCUUUUUAUGUCGUCUGACUUUUUCCGUGUUUUGAUGUUUAUGUGAGGGGGAUUAACAGGCCCACCAUGGUUUUUCCAACAUAAAUCAACAGUUUCUUUCCUACGUUUUGGUGCAGGCUGCUUUCUGUUUACCUAUUACAGGGAAUGGGAGGAUCUCAUUAGUUUUUUUAAAGGCUCUAACUAGAUUUUCUGGAAGCGGGUAUGGGCCAGUUUUUUUGCUCGACAAAUGGGUCUUUCGGAGGUAAAAGCAGAGGAACCCUGCUGCUUCAGAUGAAGUGAGUAGCUCAGGUUUUUCUUUGCAGGGCUUGCGACAUGGGCUGAGCUCCUGUGAUGACUCUUUUCUCCUGAAGGCUGUUGAAUUCUCAGAGGAUGGACGACGGAGACGGAUAAAACCAUAAUUUAACGGACAGACUAUAGUUAAAUCUCUUCACCUUUACACGCGGAAAGCGCGCGCACACCGGCACGGAAUAACACCGGAGCUUCUGAGCGCACCAGACUGGGACCGAGGCGUCAGCCAAAUUUCCAGUCACUAAAUUUCAGCUUUUCCCAGUGGAGUUUGGUUGUUGUGUGAUAUCAUUUAGUGUUUAGAGGCAAUCAAGCACGGAUUUUACAAGAAUAGUUCCUUUCAGACUAAUUAACUUAAAUGUAAUCUCUAAAGAAUUAGUGACGAUGCGGCUUUAUUUGUCUGGUGUUGAAAUAAGCAGGCGCGUGUAUGUUAUAAAAUUACCUUAGCAGAAUAAAUGUGAAGUCAGCAGAUGUGGGUUUCCUUUUCCACAUGAAGCGGUUUUGACUAAAAUACCCUGUUUGAAGUGGAUAUUGGAUUUUUUUGGUUUUGGGGCAUUGGUUUAACCCUCAGGUUAAAAUUUAAAUCACUUUACGCGCAUAUUUCUUGGUGCUUGACUUUGAGACUCAGCUUUAGUUGCAGUCCACCGCAGAGACCUUCCUUUUUUUCAGCUGGAUUUCUCUCCGUCUCCUCACCGGACAAUGUGGCUCCCCCGCCUCGCGCUGCUGCUGCUGCUCCGGUUCUCCGGUGUGCUGCUGGUGGAGGGGCUCAACACGUGCCAGUCCAUCAACCUGGACGCACAGAAGUCCCGGCGCAUCGAGGCGGUCCGCGGACAGAUCCUCAGUAAACUCCGGAUCCGCAGCCCGCCGGAAGAAGAGGAGGCCCCACCGCCUGCCCCGGUGCCCCCGGAGGUCAUGCUGCUGUACAACAGCACGCGGGAGCUGCUGAAGGAGCGCGCGCGUCUGACCGAGUCCGCGUGCGAGCGCGAGAGCAGCGAGGAGGACUAUUAUGCCAAAGAAGUGCAGAGGAUUGACAUGCUGCCCCCGCGCACCGACACAAAUGCAGUGCAGCCAGUAGCACCCAGCCCCCACUACAGAGUGGUCCACUUUGACGUCAGUGGAGUCGACCUGACCAACAGCACCCUGGUCAAGGCUGAGUUCAGGAUCUUCAGAGCUCCCAACCCGCAGGCCCGGGCCUCAGAGCAGAGAGUGGAGAUCUAUCAGCUGCUGAAGCCAGAUGAAGAGAGCACCUCCACUCAGCGUUACAUUGACUCCCGCACCGUGCAGCCGAGGGCGAAGGGGUCCUGGAUCUCUGUGGAUGUCACGGAAACUGUUAAGGACUGGGUGUCAGAUCCAGAGAAUAAUCUCGGACUGAAGCUGGGCGUCCACUGUCCCUGCUGCACCUUCGUCCCAUCCACCAACAACAUCGUUCCCAACAAGAGUGAGGAACUGGAGGCCCUGUUUGCAGGUGUGGAUGACGAGCAGCUUCGUCGGAUAAGAAAACCCGGUCAGGUUAAAGGCCAGGCGGAUUUCAGCACCAAGACGCCACACCUCAUCCUCACCCUGCUGCCCAGCGACAGAGUUGACAACCCGGCCAAGAAGAACCGCAAGAAGAGGGCAGCCGCCACAGACACCACAACCUGCUCCCGUGGCUCAGACCAGGGCUGCUGCCUGCGCUCGCUCUACAUCGACUUCAGGCGUGACCUCAACUGGAAGUGGAUCCAUGAGCCCAAAGGCUACAAAGCCAACUUCUGUGCUGGCAACUGUCCUUACAUCUGGAGUGCCAACAACCACUACAACAUGAUCCUGCCCCUGUACAACAAGCUGAACCCUGAAGCCUCCGCCUCGCCCUGCUGCGUUCCUCAGGACCUGGAGCCCCUCACCAUCAUGUACUUCAUCGGCCGCACACCACGCGUUGAGCAACUCUCCAACAUGGUCGUCAAAUCCUGCAAGUGCCGCUGAGGGAAGCAAGUUCAGAGGAAGAGGUGAGGGGGGAGGGGGGGGCACAGAGGAGGAGAAUGAUUAACAGGACUGAAACUUCAAACUGCUUCACUCAGGGUGAAAAUAAAGACGAGAGGACAGAUGGAUCCUUUGUUCAUGAAUCUUCACUGUUUGAUCACCUUUAGCAGACCUUUGAGAUGUUAUUUUUUUACCAUACGUGACCCAAAUAUCAAGACUUUGCUGACAUUCACUUACAGGCAUGAAAACUUUUCAUUUUUUUUCAUUCUCUGGAACUUUCCGUCUGAUAUAGGACACUGUAAAUAUGACAACAUAGCUGUAUUAAACCUGUACUUGGAUAUUAAAAA
This is a messenger RNA of Seriola aureovittata, 4837 nucleotides long. It is a transcript of the gene tgfb5, whose product is annotated as transforming growth factor, beta 5. Gene Ontology annotation, biological process: transforming growth factor beta receptor signaling pathway; BMP signaling pathway; regulation of cell population proliferation. Gene Ontology annotation, molecular function: type III transforming growth factor beta receptor binding; cytokine activity; type II transforming growth factor beta receptor binding. The coding region runs from base 3234 to 4493 and encodes 419 amino acids. The record is from RefSeq and is a predicted model, not a curated record. Lineage: Eukaryota; Metazoa; Chordata; Actinopteri; Carangiformes; Carangidae. Gene Ontology annotation, cellular component: extracellular region. The transcript has 7 exons.